AAUGCGCGGCAUUCGCAAGUGUGUUCACUGUGGUGCCAUCAACGGAAACCGGGCGCUGAUCUGCAAGAACGCCGCCUGUCCGCAGCGCAGGAAUGUCCUGGACGCCGUGCACCUGGUGUCGCUGCGGCCAGGCUCCACUGUAUACUCGCUGCGUACCAAGGAGAAGGAGCAGCAGCCGCGGAACUUCGUGGUCAUUCAGGAUGUCACCCUGUCGCUGCAGCCGGAUGCUGCAGUGGUGUCCAGCAAGGCCGAGUGCUUCGUGGAGGCGUGCCAGAAAACGGGAGGCCAACCGGCGGACUGCGUGCAUGUGAAGGCUUGCCGCGAGCUGGGCACCGAGUUCGCCAAGGCGCAGGUGUACCGGGUGUCCCGCGAGGUGCUGUGGAACCUGAACAUCAGCCUGGAGCAGAAGCAGCACCUCUGGCAGCUGUACAAGUACGCCGAGGAGGAGGAGCACCUGCCUGGCGUGCAGCGGCUGAAUCACUCCACAUUCGCCGUCAAAUGCGAUCGCUCCGAGUCCUUUCCAGCUGCUCGACUGCACGUCACCGUCCUGGCCAAUGGUUUGUCCAAGAAGAAGAGCAGCUACGCCUGCGCCUGCCGCAAACUGAAGAUCAUUGUGGAGCCGGAUAACUCGCUGGUGAUGCAGGACGAGAUCUGCGAUCAUCUGCUGCUCGUGCUGGCUGCGAUACUCAGCUCGCCGCAGGGAAAACGGGUCUAUGGCCACUUCACCAGUGGCUUGCAGAACUUCUGGAUGCCUUCGCAGCUGGAAACUCCGCUGGGCGACGUGGCCACCGAGGACUUGAGGCUCAGCCUGGACAUGGUGGAUGAGUUCGACCCGCAGGUGGACAUACUCGUGUUCGGCGAUCAACUAGAUCUUCCCUUGCCGAAUCUCUCCGAUGGCGUCUUUAACCUGGACAACAUGCAGGCCGCCACUUCUGCUCACAGCACCUCGAGCACCAACGAUGCCUUGAUUCACUAUGCCAACGACUCGCAGCUCCUGUCCAAUUGCGAUGUUUAUGCGGAGCCCAUUGAGCUAACCGACUGCAAUAUUGAACUGAUGGAUCAGUUCCAGCCCACCGAUCAGCUGGAUAUAUGCAGCGAGGAUAUAGAGCUGCCCUUGAUUAGCGAACCCUACAAUAUCCUAGCUGCUCCGCCCAUUUUCACCGAAGCCACGCCCUCUGUGGUCACCGAUCAGUUGCCCAUUGAACUGGCCACCAUAUCGGUGGUCAAGAAGACGCCGGUCAAGUUCUCGGAAAUAGUGACGGAAGUAAAGUCCCUGAAGCAGCCCUCUUUGCCGGCCAAAAGGGAUUUAAUAGUGAACAAUGCGGCAUCAACGGUAUCCGUUUGCUUAGACGAUUCCGUUCAGCCGGCCUUGUCCUACUCGGCAUGGCUGGAUCAUGUGAUCGAGCUGCUAAACGAGAGUUGCGAGCCAUUAGAAACUCCAAACGCCACGCUUACCAAGCGCUCGGUGCACCAAAACUUCCACGUGCAUAAGGAAACCUUUUCGCACUUUUGCAAGAGCUUCAGCACUGGAAUCAAACGACGGCCGUUGGACAAGAUAACUGUGAUAGAAUCGGGCAAGCAUAAAGGCCUCAGCAAGUACACCUGGCACUUUGCGAGUCCGCACACCGCGAAGCGCAUCUUCAGCACUUCCAACAUCCAACUGCAGCUGGAUCGCGCCUUCGAGCGGCAUGCAGAUGGCCAUUUCGUUCCCUACGUGCGUCCACCCAUCGAGCCACAGGCGCCGGGUCAGCCGAAAAAGCGUGUAGUCUACCCGAGACUCCGCCUGCACAUGGUUAAGAUAGUCUUCGAAGCGGCUCCAAAGGACUUCGUCGGGAAUGGAGUCCUGCUGAGCUGGACCCCGGAUGUUUUGCCCCGCAGCCACUUUGGGCUGAUGUGCGUGGAGUUCACCGUGGAGACACGAUCGCCCAGCUAGGAUGAAGCAUUUGUUACCAUUGCCGGUGUCAGUAUGAGAAAUUUACAAGCCCUCCUAGCGUAUAAGUAGUCUUAGCCUAAGUCGGGUCUAGUGCCUAAGAAACAUAAUCUCACAAAAUUGGUCAUUAGUUGGUUGGUUAAUAUGUAGAGUCGCCUAUUUGGUAUCAGCUGACAAAUGAUUGGAUUGAUACGAUCAGAUUGAAGGGUGCUCCUUCCUCCCACCCGAAUCGAGCCCGAAUCGAGCUCGAAUCUACGGGGUCUGCAUCCUCAAGUAGUCUGACUACUUGCGCUUGUGGGGUGGACACGGGAUGGAUCUUGGCGGGGAAGGGGGGAAACUGAAGGACCUUUGACAUUCGUUCAUUUACAUAAUCAGUAUACAUGCUUAUUCAAGUUAAAGUGUACAAAAAACCAGUCUUUAAAACAUGUUUGUUUAUCGUUUCUUAUGUUUCUUCUUUUCCACUAAUACUUUACAUAUAAAAUGUAAAAAUAUUCACUAAAUUACUUGCGCUCUACUCGCUUUGCUGUGUGGGGAGAUAUACUUGCUAUCUGCCCGAUCUGGACAACUGCCAGACCAUUAGCCAUGGCAAUUCAGAGUGCUAGGUUUAAGCCUAAUU
This is a messenger RNA of Drosophila teissieri, 2546 nucleotides long. RefSeq lists its product as uncharacterized. Gene Ontology annotation, cellular component: nucleus. The coding region runs from base 2 to 1933 and encodes 643 amino acids. The transcript has 5 exons. Lineage: Eukaryota; Metazoa; Arthropoda; Insecta; Diptera; Drosophilidae. The record is from RefSeq and is a predicted model, not a curated record.